Molecule: messenger RNA, 1004 nt
Organism: Colletotrichum godetiae
Lineage: Eukaryota; Fungi; Ascomycota; Sordariomycetes; Glomerellales; Glomerellaceae
Exons: 1
Coding region: 164-694 (176 amino acids)
Source: RefSeq, a predicted model, not a curated record
GAAUCCUCGUGUCUCUUGCCUGAGAUACGACAGCUAUGACAACUGUCGCCUAUCAGCGGCAUAAUGUUCAAGCAGUCUUUCAUAAAUACAUUCAACUCACAAAGCUGUCAAGUCUCAGAUAAUCUACCAAUAUCAUAAAACCAGGGCCGAGAACGUUCUAGGUAUGGUCACCAGCCACAGCAUCUGUCACACCAAACGGUUUACUCGCGACCAACCAGCGUCAUCAAACCACGAUAGACACCUCGUCGCCGCCUUUGCUCCCAAUCAAACUCUCCCAAGCCCAUAUAUUGCCCCCCUCCAGACCAAUCUGUCCCCCCGCAAACCCCACGAUGUAGCAUCACGUCGUACAACCUUCAGCCCCAGACAUUCCAAAGGAUGGACAACCUCCGAACCAACGUCCCAAAUACCACAUCAUCAAACCCUCCUCAAUAACAGGCACCCCUUACUUAAGUAUCAUGCACGUCGCGCGCCGCCGAUCUUGUGGGUGAUACUCCCCCGUUCGACCUCCGAAAGUUACUCAACCCACGGAAAACCAACAUCAACUAGAAGACGGCCACCAGCCGUCCGCCGGUUCCUUUUCCACCCGUCCAUUCGCCCAAGAACACUGGUCUCGCCAACCAACACACCUGAGACCUUAAUCCCUCUUCCUAUUGAUCCUUCUAUAAGACGAUCAUCAUAUCAAACCAUUCUUUAAGUGCCCCCGCCUCUCAGCUGAACAAACACCCCCAGUCACAAGCGCUAAACCCAACAGAGAACAAAGCCGUCUUGGAGCCAUUGCUUCUUCCAUUCCCCCACCUUUUCCUCUCUAUUACUAUCCGUACGGAUACUGUCUCUUCGUUCUCGCUUUAGUGCGAAUACUACCUCGUCUGUGGUACACGGAAUCCGUACAGCACUCACUUGCUGACCUCGCCUGAGAGUAACCCCAGACCACCCCAGACUGGCCGCCGCCGACCCCACCUCGUUUUCGAAUGUAGGUACGGAGUACCCGCACUCCCGGUCACGUC